This is a messenger RNA of Sabethes cyaneus, 2185 nucleotides long. RefSeq names its product palmitoyltransferase ZDHHC23-B (gene GABPI). Gene Ontology annotation, molecular function: protein-cysteine S-palmitoyltransferase activity. The transcript has 5 exons. The record is from RefSeq and is a predicted model, not a curated record. Gene Ontology annotation, cellular component: Golgi apparatus; endoplasmic reticulum. Lineage: Eukaryota; Metazoa; Arthropoda; Insecta; Diptera; Culicidae. Gene Ontology annotation, biological process: protein targeting to membrane; peptidyl-L-cysteine S-palmitoylation. The coding region runs from base 7 to 1176 and encodes 389 amino acids.
GAAGUUAUGAGUGGUUGGAGCGGUUCUAGUUCCGGACAACAUCGCGGGCACAGUUACAGUUCGUAUCAAGUAGAAGUCGAUACCGAUCCACUGUGCUGUUGUGAAUACUACGACCGGAGCGAUGAACGGAAUCACAUUCUAGCUUGCUGCUGCAAUUGUGUGGACGUCGACGAAUCCUUCGACAGGUUUAUUUCUGGACGUUCGAUCCCGGUGGACAAGCAGCGUGGCAUGCUGCUGACCUUUCAGGACCGCCUUCGCAUUCCUUGGCGAGGUGGGGCCAAGCAGAUUACGGUGGACAAUGUCUUGCCGGUAUUUCUGCUGGUCAGCUUGCAGCUGCUAGCUGCCCUGGAUUUCUACUGCAGUCUGGCAGUCUUUAUAUUUAUCCCGUUGCUGUUGGCUUAUCUGAAGCGUUUUCUGGGACGUGUGCUGCCAAAAACAAAAUUUUUCUGUCUCUGGCUUUUCUGGAGUGCUGUUUAUUUGGUGAUUUUGUUUGAGUCGACUGUUCCAUUGUUGGAAUUACUUCCAGAGGAAAACAUUGUUUUUGUGGUGUUGGUGUCUUUGUCGUUUCUUUGCUUCUACAAGUGCAAUCAGCGAGCGUCGAUGAAUCAUGAAAGUCAUGCACAAUAUGAUUCCUUGCCUAAUGGAGAUUCCGGAACAGCCAUUUUAAUAUCCGAUCGGGAAGAUUCUGACGAAAGCGACGGCCGGUUGGCUUGUCAAACAUGCCGCAAGUAUGUUCCGCCAAGGACCUAUCAUUGUAAAGUCUGCGGCACAUGUGUGGUCAAGCAGGAUCAUCACAGCGUCUGGCUAAACUGCUGUGUCGGCCGUGCUAACCAUCGGUAUUUCGUGCUCGGUUGUUUUUGCUCGUUGCUAGCAUUAUGGUUGUUUGCCAACCUCUCACUCACGUCGGUGUGCCAUCCGACACCGAUUUUUACACUUCUGGGAGUGACCGUUAUGCUACCGGAUGAUUGCACUGAUAUCUACUUUCAGUAUGAUAUCGCACUCUGCUUCACCGGUGCCAUCUAUGCCCUUCUGAUGUCGUUGGUUAUUCUGAUCUCCUUACUAAAACAGCUUUGCUUGAUUUCGCGUGGUCUCACCGGAAGUGAGUGGCAACGAGGAGAACAUAUUAACCGACGAAAUUGUCUCGUGAACUGGAAAGCGUUCUGUAUGGAACAGUAAACGUACUACUUGUUAGGUAAGCUCACUAUGCACUACUAUCACCCAUCAUUAUUCUGAUCAUACUAUAAAGGUACGUAUUUUAACCCGUUUAAAACAUAGCCCGCAAGAAGGCAUAGGUAUUGUUAUGUAGCAAUUUCGCGAGCAAAAAGCAUUUUCGCUAUCGAAUUGAUCACCCCCGUGGAGGGUAACUAGUCUGUACACUGUUUCAUGUUUUCCUGCUCUACGAUUGCUACUUAUUAUUGAACGUUUUCUAUAAUUAGGAAGUAAAAGUAAAUUAUGACUUUAGGUAAAACAAGAGAUAAGUAGAAUUUUGUCUUAGCUCUAUACCAAACAAUGAAAUAUAUAAACGGUGACUCGUAAGUCUCUCCAUCAAAUAUCAUUACUCAUACCAAAUAUUCUUAUAAUAUAAUGUUCUCCUAAUUUUACUGAGGAGCGAAAGUAGGUAGAAGAAAUGAGCUGUUUUUAGGGAAACGCAGCAAAACGUAGACUGAUCCAGUUUAUAUUAUAAACUCAUCUGCAUCGUUUUAUUUGUUCAACACUCGUUUAACACUCGUAUCCUAUAAAUCGUCGAGUAAGAACUAUUCAAUACUUAUUAUCAUAUAUCUACAACACAUCAUCGUUGCAUAUUACUAACUAUUAUUUAGGCGGUGCUUAUUUGCGUGCCAUUCACUCAUUCACCUAGGUUUUUCUUCCAAGAAGGCCUUCCACUUUCUUCACUUUGCACAACAAUUUAUUCAGUCGCAACAGAUGGAAUGAGUACAGAAAGUUUAAUCUAAUUUUUUUACUCUCAUAAUCGUAAAGCAUACACACCAGAAACUAAAAACGCUAAACAUUGAUUGUACUGAACAGCAUGUUGGUAAACAAAAGGAAAAAAAAACGGUCGAGCGCGAUAGAAUUUAUGAAAAUCAAAAUCGCACACCAAGUCGUCGCUCUUUCAAAGUAGCGAAAUGUUCUCGGUGUUUUCCAUAGAUAAUAGAUUCAAAAUCACUACAAUAAAAUAACAUAGAUU